Messenger RNA from Cavia porcellus (domestic guinea pig), 1368 nucleotides. It is a transcript of the gene Tektip1, whose product is annotated as tektin bundle interacting protein 1. The transcript is spliced from 4 exons. Bases 3 to 1016 code for a protein of 337 amino acids. The record is from RefSeq and is a predicted model, not a curated record. NCBI's taxonomy places the organism in Eukaryota, Metazoa, Chordata, Mammalia, Rodentia, Caviidae.
CCAUGGAGCCCAUGCUGUCUGUCCUCGUGUCUGGCGUCCCUGCACUCUGGUGGGCAUCACAGCCGUGCUCCUGUCCAGCUGAGCAUUGGCCGGACAGGACCCUGCCGUGCCCCUGCUGUACCCGCUCUACACGCAUUCUGGAAACCGGUGCAGGACAGGGACGCAGGCGCCCAGGCCCGGGGAAGGGCGCGGUGGCCUCCCGAGGGGUGGGGAGGUGGGGACACCCAGGGCCCCCCGUGUGGGGCAGAGGAUGGAGCCCAGGUGGCUGCCACCCGGCCACCCUCACAGGUCACGGCCACCAUCCGGAUGUGGGAGUGGCCCGUGGCCCCACCCUGCCGCUGCCAGGACACCAAGGUGCUGGCCUCUGUGAUGUCAACAGUAGCCCUAGAGGCCGCCAGGCAGCACUUCUGGGGACAGAGGCAGCCAUGCAGGCUCGGUGGCAGGAGGCCGCCUGGACCUAUGUCCCCUCAGCCACCCUGGAGUUGAACUUCCCCGCCCCGCUGUACAGUGAGGACUAUCUGUCCCUGGAGGGCCCCCGCUGGGCACCAGCCAUCAGGCAGGCCACGCGCUGGAAGUUCACACCCAUGGGACACGACGCCACCGGCCAGGUGUGGUACACGGGCCUGAACGCCCCGGAUGGCCACCGCCGUGAGGCCUACGCCCGCUGGCAGGGAUGCUACGGCCACCGCGAGCGCAGCCUGGCCCCCGCCUAUGCCCAGCACCUGCGGGAGACGGCCUGGUUCGAGCCCGUGGUGCCCGCACAGUACCUGAGCGGGGACCCGCGGUGGGGGAGCGCCCCACUGAGGGACAGGCUGGUCCGUGGCAAGGAGUUCGUGGUCAGCAGGCACCGGUUCGGGCUGGAGCGGCCCCGGCAGGCGUCCGACCACGUGCCCGGCCUGUCCCCGCCGCAGCGCCCGCCCUACACCACGCAGAGCCUCCGGCACCGGGCCCUGCAGCCCUACUGCCCCUCCACGGCCCGCCGGGCCCCGCCGGACCACGCGCCCCGCACCUCAUAAAGCUCAGGCCACCCGCCUCUGUGUGCUGACCCUGCUUGGGCGCCUGAACCCCACUUCCCCCCAGCUCCUGCACCCCCAGAGCUGGAACUGUCCUGACCCGGGGGGCAGCUGGGCCACCGAGACGUCCAGCCCCUGUGGGAUCCCGGGUGACCACGGCUCGUGACGGCAGAUCCACGCAGGCCCUGGCCCCCCGCCUGUCCCCUCUCCAGGCACAAAGCAGCCCAGCGUGGUCCCCGCCCAGCGGGCGCCUCUUUAUUAACUCCCAGUGGGGACCCCGGAGCCCCGGGCAGCCCCCGCUGCCCACUCAGCCAGGGCCCAGCCCCAAGCCUUGGCUCCUGGCCAGGGUCUCCCA